This is a messenger RNA of Alnus glutinosa, 561 nucleotides long. Its product is annotated as pyrroline-5-carboxylate reductase-like. The record is from RefSeq and is a predicted model, not a curated record. Lineage: Eukaryota; Viridiplantae; Streptophyta; Magnoliopsida; Fagales; Betulaceae. Bases 1 to 456 code for a protein of 151 amino acids. Gene Ontology annotation, molecular function: pyrroline-5-carboxylate reductase activity. Gene Ontology annotation, biological process: L-proline biosynthetic process. The transcript has 4 exons.
AUGGAAGGGUCUCUAAUCUGCUUGCAUUUGGUAGUUAUGAGCUUGGGAGGAUCUGCAACAAAAGAAGAUGGAGACCUAAUUGCUAAAUUAUUUGGAUCAGUUGGCAAGAUGUGGAGAGCCGAUGAGAAAUUGUUUGAUGCAAUCACUGGUCUGAGUUAUAUGGCAUCUUUUCCUUCAUAUAUAUACUUAGCCAUAGAAGCUUUGGCUGAUGGAGGAGUGGCUGCAGGUCUACCACGAGAACUUGCACUGGGUCUAGCUUCUCAAACUGUAUUAGGAGCAGCAUCGAUGGUCACUAAAACUGGGGAGCAUCCAGGUAAGCUUAAAGAUGAUGUUGCAUCCCCUGGUGGGAUUACUAUUGCUGGUAUUCAUGAGUUGGAGAAAGGUGGAUUCCGUGGAACUUUGAUGAAUGCUGUUAUUGCUGCUGCCAAGCGCAGCCGAGAACUGUCCCAAAGCUAGCCAUAUCAAUUUAUUCUUUGUCAACACUGGUAAUGCUGUUAGGACAUUGGAAUCUGCCUUUCUAUUUUAUUUAUUUGCUUUAACUUUGAAUAAGUGAUCUCCUGG